Xenia sp. Carnegie-2017 is the source of this 1159-nucleotide messenger RNA. RefSeq names its product tudor domain-containing protein 1-like. The record is from RefSeq and is a predicted model, not a curated record. Lineage: Eukaryota; Metazoa; Cnidaria; Anthozoa; Malacalcyonacea; Xeniidae. The transcript has 2 exons. The coding region runs from base 138 to 1094 and encodes 318 amino acids.
AAUACCAUCACACUUUUUCAUGGUAAUUUAGCAUAUUCGCGCUUGCAUUUCAAGGAUGAUUUAGUCCUUGUUGCACUAAAGAAGCUCAAAAAGUAACUUCGGACUAUAUUGGUAAGAUUUUCACUGCGAAAAUAGUCAUGGCGUGGUGGCAACGCUUCCCACUUGACCAGACUGUUGAAAUAUUUCUCUCACACGUGGACAGAGAAACGGGAAAUAUUUUCGUUCAACUUAGCAAUGAAGAUAGUCCAAAACUGGAACAACUCAUGGAUGAUAUUGCUAACCAUACAGAAGAAAAUAUUGACGGUAAUACCAACCCCCAAUCUUUGAGUGUUGGAGAUGUCUGCUUAGCGAAAUAUAUCGACGGUGUUUGGUAUCGUGGUAAAAUUUUAGGCGUUCAAAAAACUGGCUUUAAAGUGUUUUUUGUUGAUUACGGUAAUACUGACAUAGUUGCCGCUUCAGAUAUAACAUCUUCCCCGGAACGCUUUCUUAGUUUACCCCCACAGGCGUUUGAAUGUGAGCUUGCUAAUGUGAAACCCGUCUGUGGCCAUUGGGGGACAGAAGUGAUGAUAAAGUUAGAAGAAUUAGUCUUAGAACAAACAUUUGCUGCACAAGCCAUAGCAUUAAAGAGUAAUAAUGUUGUUGUCCUUAACAUUUUUCAAAAUACAGAUCUAAAUAAGCUUGUUGUUGAACCCUUAAUUGCUGCAGGCUAUCUUCAAUAUACAGGUGAACUUAAUGAGAAACGUCAAACUACACCGACUUGUAAGUACAAGUACUUAGACCUUAAUAAAUUCUGCUAUGAAGAUGUUCAUGUUACAUACUGUGAAAGCCCUUGGAAAUUUUACUGCGUCCUGUUUAAAAAUUCUACGGCACUCUCAAAAUUACAAGAAGAAUUGGAAGUCGCCUAUAGUGAAACAUCUGAGAGUGUUUAUCAGUUAGACUCUUGUCAUCAAGGUAACCCAUGCUGUGUCAAGUACUCUGUAGAUGAAUCUUGGUAUCGUGCUGUUAUCACGAGUGAAGCUCUUUCUUCGUCUGGUGAAGUUACCGUUAAGUUUGUUGAUUAUGGUAACUCGGAAAGUGAGAAGAUAAAAUGUUAACAUUUCACAACUCUUGGUAGGCAAAGAAAUGGCAAUUGCUGUUAAAGAUUUAUCUAACUACAAGA